Macaca mulatta (Rhesus monkey) is the source of this 716-nucleotide messenger RNA. Lineage: Eukaryota; Metazoa; Chordata; Mammalia; Primates; Cercopithecidae. The record is from RefSeq and is a predicted model, not a curated record.
CGCAUUAAGCCCGAGGCAUGGCGCCGCACUCUCCCCAGGCCACCGGCGGCCACGGCCUAGCCUGGGAGAUGAGGCUUGGGAGUCGGGCCCGCGGGGCCGCGAACGCCCGGCUAGAAGGCGGCAGCCAAACCUGGAGAGAAGGAGGGAGGCCUUGGCCGGAAGUGCCUGUCAGCCGCCGGCCGCGCAGCCGCAAUCAGGACACGUGGCACUUCCGGCUCCGGGCUCGCAGCCGCUGCCCCGCCGGCGAGCCCUUCUCUGCCAGCCGGGCUGCCCCGAGGCCACCUGACAGCUCCUGGUGCCCCGACCCCGACGACCGUGCCCGUCCUCGCUGCCACGUCACCGACUCUCACGGCCGGCCGGAAGUGCCAUGUGUCACCGCUACGGAAAUUCCCGCCGUUGUGAACGUGACCUCGUUCGCAGAGCUGGGAUCGUGGGGCAAUCUGGGAUUCAGUAGCCGCUUUCGUGGGGUGGGACUGACAGUUCCUCUCCUCGGGUUUUGUGAAGAUUACCUGAGACAACAGAAGUCAUCGUCCUCUGUUGAGACGUACCACUGCUGGUAGCUGGGACGGUUAAUGUUCAUCACAGUAUUUCAUUCACAUUUCGUCUUCAUGUUUCAGAUGUAAAUUGUUUUUCCUGCUCUGUGCUGAUGAUAAAGCCCUUCUUUACAGGUUUGUACUGUUGAUUAAAAUGUCAUGCCACGCGGUUUCAAAACCUCA